Messenger RNA from Coffea eugenioides, 1128 nucleotides. RefSeq names its product zinc finger BED domain-containing protein RICESLEEPER 2-like. Lineage: Eukaryota; Viridiplantae; Streptophyta; Magnoliopsida; Gentianales; Rubiaceae. The transcript has 4 exons. Bases 1 to 1128 code for a protein of 375 amino acids. The record is from RefSeq and is a predicted model, not a curated record.
AUGAGCUCUGAUGAGGGACGAGGUGGAUGUAGUCCACCUGAGGUUUCUUCUAUCCCUCAGCUAUCAAAUGUAGGUUCAUCCUCUCCACUAUUGCUCGAUAGUCCUGUUUUUAUUAGCAACAACACAACUCCAAAUCCAGAAAUACAUGUGACUGAUCAAGGAACUGAAAAAACUCCAGUUGAGAAUGAAGGAACACAAGUGAAUGCUAUGGAGAAAAAUGUAAAAGAAGAAGAGCAAAAUAAAGGUGAUGAUGAAUUCCACAUUCCAAAAAGAAGUAAAACAUCACAAGUUUGGGAUGAUUUUGAAGAAAUUGAAGAAAAUGGCACAUUCUAUGCCACGUGCCCAGCUAAUGAGAUAUUUUCGACUUUACCGGCAUUACAUACUGGCAAGUUUGAUAUGGAGGCAAUGAGGGAGGCUGCUGCACAUUGGGUGUUAAUGCAUGAGCAUCCAUUCACUGUCUUGGAGGAAGAAGGUUUUAACAUCAUGAUGAGACGGGGAAUGCCAGAGUGGCAAAAGAUCUCUCGGGGAAUAGCAAAAAAUGAUUGUGUGACAGUCUAUGAAGUUGAAAAGAAGAAGUUGAAGAACAAGUUGAAGCAUGUGCAAAAACUUCAGAAGAGAGUUCUCAAUUUUGUUCAUAUACCACCACCUCGACGUGGGGUGGAGAUUGCUGCUGCAAUUUUUAAGUGUGCGAAGGAAUGGGAAAUUGAUCACAAGAUACAUACUAUAUCAGUCGAUAAUGCCUCCAAUAACGAUGUUGCUAUCCGACUUUUGAAGGAUGACUUCUCUAGAUCAAAAAAGCUGCUAUGUGGAGGCAAACUUUUUCAUGUUCGAUGUUGUGCACACAUCUUGAAUCUUGUGGUUCAAGAUGGCCUUUCCAAGAUAGUGGAUAUCACCAACAAUAUUAGGGAAAGUGUGGAAUUUGUCAAUCGCUCCAAGGGAAGAGCUUUGCUAUUUGCUGAGAUUGCCCAACAGCUCCGAAUACCAGGGAAAAAAUUGCUUUAUGAUUGUCGGACUAGAUGGAAUGCCACUUUCGAGAUGCUGAAUUGUGCCAUCAAAUUCAAAGAUGUUUUUCCCCGCUUUCAAGAUAGAGAGCCACAUUAUGAUUUUUGCCCAUCUCCUGAUGAUUAG